Paramecium sonneborni is the source of this 1771-nucleotide messenger RNA. NCBI's taxonomy places the organism in Eukaryota, Ciliophora, Oligohymenophorea, Peniculida, Parameciidae. The record is from the annotation of a GenBank genome assembly.
AUGGACAAAACUCUACAAAGAAUUAUUAGAUAUACAUAAAAACAGAUAGACUCUAAUUAAAAUUGUUAUUUUGAUCGAUAUGCAUUUAAUUACACCAGAGAUCUCUUAGGAGAAGGAUCUUUUGGUAGGUUAUAAUUUCUAAGAACAUUAGUGUGUAUAGAGGAACUCAUGCAAAUUCCUUUGUAGCUAUUAAGAUCCUUAAUCUUAAGCAUUAUGAUAACCCUGUCUAUAAGUAAGCUCUCAAAAAUGAAAUUACACUCAUGAUGGAACUUUAGAGUCCUAAUGUUGUAAGAAUCUUAGAUGUAUAACCUAUCCAAAAUACAAGGCACUUUGUGAUUAACAUGAUAAUGAACUCUUUUUAAUCAUUGAAUAUUGUGAAGGAGGUGAUCUACGUCAUCUUUUGUCUCAUUAACCAAACCAAAGAUUUCCAGAGUCUGCUGCUAUUGCUAUCAUAUCUUAAACCAUCUAAGGAUUAACAGAAUUAUUACACAAAAAUUAUAUGCAUCGUGAUAUUAAAGUAAUUCAUUAAUAUCCAAUUAGCCUGAUAACAUUCUUCUUAAAUAAAAUACUUAUAAAAUUGCUGAUUUUGGUCUGGCUGCAAAAAUUCCUCCAAAAUAAGUAUUAAGAGGUAUCAUUUUCUUUCUCAUAUUUAUUAGCUUAAGCAGGAACUCCUUUAUAUAUGUCACCUCAAGUUUUAGAAUGUAAAGAAUACUCUAAUAAAUGUGAUAUUUGGUCAUUAGGUUUAGUCUUAUAUGAACUUAUUUUUGGUAGAACUCCUUGGUUAUGCAGAAGUUUUGAUACUUAUCUAAUGGAAAUUAAAACGAAACCUUUACAAUUCCCUUAUGAAAUUGAAAUUUCAUUUAAUGUUAAAGAUUUCAUUAAAAGAUGUUUAAAAAUUGAAGAAUAAAAUCGUAUAAGUUGGACAGAAUUGUUAAAGCAUCCAAUGUUAUAAAAUCAAGGGAAAUUGAAGCGAUAAGGUACUUAGGAAAGAUUAAAUUUUUCUGUUUUAGAAAGAGAAUAUUUAUAUAAUAUUUAAUUAGUAUGUGCUUAACAUAAUUUCCAAGCCAAAGAUCUAAUGAAAUAAUGUGGAAAGACUCAUAUAAAUUAAUAAGAAUUUUAAAAUAUGUUAAGAAAAAUUAUGAAUUAAAACAAUGAAGAAAUUGGUAAAAAAUUGUUUUAAAAAUUUGAUUAUUCCAAAGAUGGAUUGAUAAGUGCAUAAGAGUUUGAAUAUUUAUUUAGUGAAUAUGAUUUUGCACCUCUUAAUACUAUUGCUGUUUAAAUCAUUUAUGAAUUAUAAGCUAUUAUUAAAAUGUAUUCAAUAUCUUUAAAAUAAUUAUUUGAACAAUUAGAUUAAGAUAAGAAUGGUUUUCUUGAUCAAAAAGAAUUUGAAUUUCUAAUUAAAAAGAUUGCACCUAAAUUAUCCUAAGAAAAUAUAUAAGAAAUAUUCGAAAAUUUUGAUUAAGAUAAAGAUGGAAAAAUUAGUCUAAAAGAAUUAUAAUUUGUUUUGUAGAGUAAGAAUUAUCAAAAAUUAAAAUUAAUUUUGAAUAGGAUUCGUGAAACUUUAAUGAAAAAAUCUGUUUCUGUUAGUACAUUGUUUUCCUAAGUUGACAAGUAAUAGAAAGGAUUUAUAAAUUUCAAGGAUUUUGAAUAUUUAAUGAGUAAAUUAGAUUAAUUAAACAGAUCUGAUAUUUGGGAUCUUUUUAAUUUGUUUGAUGAAGAUGAAAAUGGGAAAAUAUCAUUAAGUGAAUUUUAAACAUUGUUAAAUUUAUGA